Messenger RNA from Orbicella faveolata, 2486 nucleotides. RefSeq lists its product as uncharacterized. Lineage: Eukaryota; Metazoa; Cnidaria; Anthozoa; Scleractinia; Merulinidae. The record is from RefSeq and is a predicted model, not a curated record.
AUUUCUAAAUAAAAUGACAUUUUCGUGUUUUUUUUUUUAGCUAUACUGCAACCGGUAAUGGAAACAGGAAACAGUUUGCCCAACAACAUCCCAGAAAUGACUUCGGCUGAGAUUAGCGGAGACGACAACGCUUGGAAUCGAUCGAGCUUAUUGUCUGCAAGUCAGCAGCGUCGAAACAGUACGGGAGGCACUCCUCGCCUAAUACGACACGCCCCAGGACGAGCCACCUCGCCUACUCCAACCAUACAAAGCCGAACGUCAUCGCCGGCAAGUUAUGCAAUAACCCAUGCACCAGUAUCUGCCUUCCACGUGCCCAAUCAGGGUCCGUCAUCUGCUCGUCACAUGCCACACCGUGGUACAUCUCCGGCGCGAUUUGGUUCCAGCCGUUCUGCAUCGCCUGUCUCCGCUCCAGUUCGACACUUGGCAGCUCGUGGGUCUUCUCCCGCUCAAUUUCCAGCAAGUAGAGGGAAUUCACCCGCGGGGCGUGUGUCCCAUCGUAAACCCAAUCCCACUGGACGAGCUAAAGGUCAUGUUAUAACACCAAGGAAUCAUUUGACCACUGCCAACGUACAUGCAACUCCGAGAAGACACAAAAAAUUGAAUGGUAAUGUUACCACUGCGCGGCGCCCCGCUCAGAACAGGACUCGGCGCUCUGCCGCUCCAAAGACGGUUAGCUAUGGUGACUCACUGAGCGAAGGGGAUGGAGCAGGAUUUCUGAGAACCUUGGACAGUAUCCCUGCACAUUCGGGAUCAAGGAGUGCCUACGAUUUCGCCGAAGCCAACAGGCGUACCAUCGCCAAACCCAAGCCCAAAUUGAGACAACUUGAUUUCACAGAAAUAGACCUUGAUGUGACUGAAGAGCUAGAAGAGUCAGACGAUCAAGCUGAUGAGAAGUCAUGGCUACCAACAGGAACAUACGCUGUGUUCCUAGUUACUCUCUGGACGGCUGUGUUGAGACUUAUCGAUAGUGUAGAGGGGAAUGGUCCUAUGGCUUGUUCUGAAGGCGAAGAAACUCGUCUUUGGAUCUGCGCAGCGUUCUUUUCGCUUGUGCAAGGUCUUGCGGAGGCCUUCUGGCAAAGAAAGAACCUGCUAAAAGUCAUUUUCAGUAUGUCCUGUCUGUUUGGGUAUUUUAUCAUUUCGCAUAUUCAGCCUCUCUCGUGUCGUCUUGGAGAGGAUAAAGUCACGGAGAUAAGCAAAUGGCAGGCUGCUAUCAACUUUUUUGUAAGUGCGCUGUUGGGAGUUAGGAUUUAUAGGCACACUUUGGAAUCGAUGCAGGAACGAAAGAUGAUAAGGGAGAGAAAGAAGCGUAGGAGGCAAAGUGAGGAUUCAGAUGAUGAAGUCUUUGAGGGAUUACCAGAGGCUGUAUUAUAACUUAGGAUCUCAAAGACACUUUAUCAAAUGCUGAUCUUACCCAUAUGCAAACUAUGACGAUAUGAUAGAUAUAUGGUCUUUCAUAUAUUCCCUUGCAUAUGCAAACUAGUGACUCGUAACUGCGACAAGAACUUUCCUCGUUCAUUCUCCUCUCAUUUGUAAGGUACUAGAGUGUUUCCAGGCUUAUUCCUUCCAGUAUCAAUACAUUGUCCGGCAGGCGCGAAAAUCAUAAAUUAAUUGAAAUUUUCUUGAUUUGCCGGCAGAUUCUCAAAACCAAACGAUAAAAGAAACCCAUGGAAUCAGUGAGGAGAAUAAACAUUUUUAGCCUAGGAUCGGUGAAACGGAUGAAAAUCUAGCGGUAACCAGAAUUGGUCGUGCUACUUCAAUAGGUGAGAGGCAAAUUUAUGGAAAAGGGGAGAUUUCAAGUAUUCUUGUUGCACUGGGAAAACAGCUGACAUACACAGUUAUUCCAAAGCACAAGCAAAAUACUGGGAAAUGCGGUUUCAUUAUGAACCCAACUGGUCUGUGCGCUGAACGCCAGAACGUAGAACUAGCAAGUCGUCCUUGUAUUAUGUUCUUGGACAGAGCGCUUUACUCUAACAGGAUCUCUUGAUCUCCCACCCCAGUGAAAAUGUAUCCUAGCAAAUGGUAAACGGGGGGAUUAAUUUGACCAACGCUGGUGGUUGAGUGGUGGUAAAUUAGAACAAAACUUUCUAUGUACGGUCUUCCUUUUGAUUAAAACACCUUGUAAAAUUGAAGCCUUACCAAAGGUUCUCUUGCUAAAAUUAUAGAUGACGAUGUUCUUAUCGAGAGAACUACAUACAAUAAGAGAUCAUCUUAGAUAUGAUCUGUAUUCAGUUUUGCGUCGUCCGGGGAACUCAUUGACAUCAGCUAGUAUUUCAUGUGUACUUCGUUUCCCGCGCUACUUAGUUAGACUUCAAUAAAAAAUACAUUAUUUUCAUGGCUCCAUUUUUCUUGGCUAUCGAGUAUUUUAAUCUUUGUCCUUCCAGAACUUGUACCUCGCUACGUAACAUGUACUUUUCCCUCUCCGUUAGCCACUUUGCAAUCACUAGGAAUUUUUGAUUGUCUAGUGACUGCGAGCUAAUGUACCUACC